Cucurbita moschata (crookneck pumpkin) is the source of this 1146-nucleotide messenger RNA. RefSeq lists its product as uncharacterized. NCBI's taxonomy places the organism in Eukaryota, Viridiplantae, Streptophyta, Magnoliopsida, Cucurbitales, Cucurbitaceae. The coding region runs from base 226 to 873 and encodes 215 amino acids. The record is from RefSeq and is a predicted model, not a curated record. The transcript is spliced from 2 exons.
AAUAUAAUAAUAUAUAAAAAGUCAACAAUUCGACCGUUGGAGUCUAAAGAAAUAUAUCCGUUGGAAAACCACAUUCAUCACCACCCAUCAGGCGUUAUUCAACAAACAACCCUUUUAAGUAGAGAGUUCAUUCCCGUUUCGCUUCUGCUUCCUUCACCGCUCCUACAAAAUUCCGAUCCCCAUUUUCUUCCAUUGCAACUCAAACCAGAAAGAAAAAGACUUACCAUGGCGACCGAAACGAAAGAUUCCGGUGCCGCCGCGCACGUAGUCGAAAUCCCAGCAGAGAAUCAGAACGUUAUGAUCUCUGUAAUAGAACAACACCCAUUGAGGCAAAUCUCCGAAAGCUCUGGCCAUUUAUUGCUUUUAAAGCUCUGGCAACGAGAGGAGCAUCUGUUCGGCCUACGAAUUGGGCGGCGAGAGACCAAACUGGAGUCUCUAAAGCAACAGAUCUUCCAACUCUGCUGCUACUUCUUCCUGUUCCACGCCCUGUCUCUGACUCUCUUGUUCACUUCGUCCGAUCCCAAUGUGUGCCACAAAUGGUGGGUUCCGGGAGUGGCAAUGGGGGCGACGUCGGGCGUGUUUGUGAUCGUGGUGCAGCUGAAAUUGUGGCUGUAUUGGAAGGCAUCAGCGCAGCUGCAAAGGGAGAAGAGUGAGAACAGAGCACUUACAAGAUGUGUGCAAGAGCUGAGGAUGAAAGGGUCGUGUUUUAAUUUGUCGAAAGAGCCUCAAAUUGGGCAUAGGAUGAAGAGCUCUAGUGUGGAGAUUAAAUGGGGGCCUCUUACUUUGUUGUCUAGGAAUUUCGUCACCAUUGUUCUUCUGUGCUUUUCUGGCAUUGUUUUUGGUGCUUCCAAGUUCAUACUCUGUGGCCUUUGAAGUGCUUCCAAGUUCAACUUGCUGCAGCUGCCAGGUUGGUGAAGCAACAAGAAUAGUGUUGUGUUUGAAGUGAACCAAACUGAUGAGUGGUUGAUUAUAAGCAACACUGCUUGUGGUGCACGUUGUGUUGUAGGCAUGAUUAGGAAGUUGGCCAUAUUUAGUAACUUUUAUGGCUUAAUGUCUAUUCAUAAUUUUCUUUCUAGAAGCUCCCGUUCGGAUUAGUAACUGUAAUUCUUCACAUCUUCAAUAGAAAGAUCUUAGAUUUUGAUGACA